This is a messenger RNA of Cucumis sativus (cucumber), 1638 nucleotides long. Its product is annotated as bifunctional nuclease 1. NCBI's taxonomy places the organism in Eukaryota, Viridiplantae, Streptophyta, Magnoliopsida, Cucurbitales, Cucurbitaceae. The transcript has 12 exons. The record is from RefSeq and is a predicted model, not a curated record. Gene Ontology annotation, cellular component: nucleus; VCB complex. Gene Ontology annotation, molecular function: nuclease activity. Bases 290 to 1273 code for a protein of 327 amino acids. Gene Ontology annotation, biological process: protein ubiquitination.
AGGGCCAAAAUGGUAAAUUUACGAAGCCUAUGAGUGAAUGAAUAAUUAAGCAAUGGCGUGUACUGUGAGCAAAAGUCUUCAUUCACACUCCUUUCCAGAGUCCAUUUAUCUUCUUCCCCGUCUACCGUUUCUCCUUAUCUCCUCAACUUAUUUUGGAUUCUAGAAUUCCGGGAUCGAGAAUCUGGCGGGAAUUGUUUUACAAUCUCGAGCUGUGAUCGUCGAUUUUUAGCGCACCUUUCGAGCUUUGGUCGUGAUACGGCCUAAUUUUUUGUAUCUUUUAAAAGGCGAUAUGGGGUCGUUGCAAGGACCAGUUGUUUGCCCUACUAUUUGUGCGAAGCAAGCAGGGUUUUGUUCUUUGCCAAUCAAUCGUUCUUUAAUGGCUUUUAGUUUUCGAAGAGGUCAAUUAUGGGGAUUCACGGGAAUCAACGGAUUGAAUGCUAAGUUACCGGCUAUUUCUCUCAAACGUUGUACUAGAAAAUGCAAGACAUUGCGUUGCAGCUUUAGUUCAUCAUCUGACGACAAUGGAAGUACAGCCGAGAACUUCAACGAGAAAAAUGAAGAAUAUGUUGAAUCCAGCGUGGUCGAGGCCGUUGAGGUGAAAAGUGGUGCGGAUGGUUUCGUGAUUAAAAUGAGGGAUGGUAGGCACUUAAGGUGUGUUCACAACAACCCUCAUGGCGGGCAUCUGCCUGAUUAUGCUCCACAUCCUGCAAUUGUGUUGAAGAUGGAAGAUGGAACUGGUCUUCUUCUUCCCAUAAUCGUGUUGGAAAUGCCGAGUGUGUUGCUUAUGGCUGCUGUGCGCAAUGUUCCAAUUGCUAGACCAACUAUGUAUCAAGUGGUAAAGGAGAUGAUUGACAAGAUGGGCUAUGAAGUCAAACUUGUAAGGGUCACAAAGAGAGUACAUGAGGCAUAUUUUGCUCAGUUAUACCUCUCAAAGAUUGGCUGUGAGACCGACUGCCUCAGCUUUGAUCUCCGACCUUCAGAUGCAAUAAACAUUGCAGUCCGAUGCCAGGUGCCAAUUCAAGUGAACAAGUAUCUUGCAUUCAGUGAUGGUAUGAGAGUUGUUGAAAGUGGGAAGCUGUCAACUCAGGCUCUGGCUACGGAUGGUUUAUUAUUCACUGAACUGGAUAGGCCUAGUGGUCAGCCUUGUGUUGAAGCUAAAGAGUUCAAUCUCGUGAGGAACAUGCUGAUUGCUGCUGUUGAAGAGCGCUAUAGAGAUGCUGCUCAAUGGAGGGACAAGCUCAAUCUCCUGAGGGCUAGGAGGAAUUUGGCAUAACAAGAGUUACUCCUGGAGAUAGCAUACCUGUACAUAGAACGGAAUUGUUCAUGGCUGAGGUCGGUUUGCGUGGGUGAACUACAUUACCUCUGGCCUCUUCUACUUGCAUUAUGUAUUUAGCAACUCUGUGAAUAUACAUAUCUAUAUAUAUAUAUGUAGAUAGAAUUUGGUGGUUUUGGGUCAUUGGAUGCGUUAUUUGUGAAAAAUGCAUGAAAUAACCAAUUUGCUUUGAUGUUCCACAAUCACAAAGAUAGAAUUUGUGAAUGAACUACAUUGCUUAUUUAUAGCAGUGACAUGAUCGCCAAGAGUCCCAUUGUAUAAGAUAGGUAUAUAUUAUUUAUCAAAAGAUGAUCCUUUUAGUUUAA